GUUCACAGAACUGACAUAAACAAACACAAGCUAAAAAUUAAUCAAGAUUCACGAAAACCGCAGAUCAUUCUGAAUAAUCGAAAAGUUCAAACGAAAAUAACCAUUUUUAUCGAGUUGGUUCACAUACAAGUACCGGAAUAAUGUUCAAAUUCUUCAAGGACAUCGAUUUCUCCGGAUACACCUUACUGGUUCCCAGUGUCAGUGUCGGAAAUGUUGCUCAGUUGGCCACCGAUCUGCUCAUCGAAACACUAAAACUGGAAAAGAUUGGUCUUCUAUGGCACCCGGCACUGAUUCCGAUUGUUGGUCCGCCGGCUUACGAUCACGAUAAAGAUCAGACCACCACCACCGCAGAAUUGUACGUGUCCGAGAAGCACAAACUAUUGGUUCUGCAGAUCCGGGCUCCCCUGGUGGGAGCUCUGCAGUCGGAAUUCCUGGACAAGCUAACCGAUUUCAUCCGGGAUCGACAACUGGUGGAGGUUAUCAUCCUAAGCAGCAGCUUUGCCCAUGAAAAUCAUCAAGUUGGGUCGCGCCCGUACAAGUAUCUGGCAAACGAACGAUUUCAGUCCGUGUAUUCCGAAACACUAAAAGAGCUUCAGUGGACACCGUUGGACGGAAAUGUGAUCCACGGGGGAGGCUUUGCAGGUAAACUGCUGAGUGCUUGCACCGGAAAGGAAGUGGCAGGUUUCAUUUUGUUCAUGUACGUGUCCGAGGGUGACAACACGGCCGACGCCGUGCAAUUGGUGUCUUUGGUUGAUCAUCUAAAGAAACCGUUGCUUCCGAGGGAGGAGGAUGGCGAGAAGAUAAAAUUGGCGAUUCCGAGCUCAUGGAAGUAUCUUUUCGGAAAUGCGGCUCCAGUCAACGUGUAUUAAUGGGAAGAUAAACGGUAAUUAUAAUAUUU
Molecule: messenger RNA, 898 nt
Organism: Armigeres subalbatus
Lineage: Eukaryota; Metazoa; Arthropoda; Insecta; Diptera; Culicidae
Product: proteasome assembly chaperone 2
Exons: 1
Coding region: 141-869 (242 amino acids)
Biological process (GO): proteasome assembly
Cellular component (GO): nucleus; cytosol
Source: RefSeq, a predicted model, not a curated record